This is a messenger RNA of Dentiscutata heterogama, 1695 nucleotides long. The record is from the annotation of a GenBank genome assembly. NCBI's taxonomy places the organism in Eukaryota, Fungi, Glomeromycota, Glomeromycetes, Diversisporales, Gigasporaceae.
AUGACACCAACAAUUCCAACCGAUUAUACAAGCAAUACCUCUUUACAAGAUCCAAUGAAUACUGCUUUAAAUUUAAUUGAAGUACUCGAAAAUAUAAUUUCUCAUAUUGAUAAAUAUGACGUUAAAACUCAACAUUCUGCUUUAUUGGUGAACCGUAAAUGGUGUAAAAUCGCGAUUCAAUAUCUUUGGAGUGAACCUUUUUCUUACAGAAUUAAGGAACGUCAACUUUACAAAAUUAUUCCUAUAUAUAUGUCUUUUUUUCCUAAUGAUAUAAUUGAAAAUUUGGAAAAAUUACAUAAAUUACCUGCUCCAAAUAUUAAAGGAACUUUUAAUUAUCCAAGUUAUCUUAGAUCUUUUAACCUGGAAUUUUUGGGUGACGCUUUGGUUGAAUGGGUAAAAACAACUGGAAUCGGUGAUCAAGAAGAUGAUAGUGAAUCUUCUGAAAGUAGUGAAGACGAAAAGACUUCCGAGAGUGAUUCAUCCGAUGAUAAUGAUCAAACUUCUGUUCAUGAAAGUUCUGAUAAUGAAAGUUCGGAUGGAUCAAUGUUUAAUUAUGAAAUCGAAGAAGAUAGUAUGGAAUUGGCUGAUGUAGAAGAAUAUUUGUUAGAACAAUUAUGUAGACUUUUUAUAGGUCAUUCUAAAAAAAUUAAAGAACUUAGUAUUGGUGAUCUAGGCGUUGAUGGUUUUUUUGUGGACGAUAUGCCAAAAUACUCCGGUGCUUCAUGUCUAUCCCAUCUUGCUGUUUUAGAAUUGGAUGGUACUGCAUGUAGUGGCUCCUUUAUAUCUGGAUUAUCCGAACUUUGUCGUAACCUUUCCUCAAUAAUUAUUGAGGACAUGGAUGAUGAAUCGCCGCUCAUUGAUGAGUUGGAGUUACUUAUUAAAAAUCAACAAAAACUCAAACAAUUCCAAUUAGUUGACAUAACAUUAGAUAUGUCGAAGGUUAUAUCGUGUCUUAAAUCACAAGUUGGUUCAUUAGUGGAAGUUUCACUUAGAGAUGUAUAUAUUCGUGAUCAAGAAUCAAUGAAGUCUUUGACUCACUGUAGUAAACUUGAAACUUUAGAUUUAUCGUUCCAAGAAAAAAAAUAUUACAAAUCAUUCGUCCCUUUAUGGUACACUAAUUUUCCUAAACUCAGAAACUUUGAAAUUUCAAUGUUUUAUACUUGGCAAGAUCCGGCUUUUAUCGAAAAUACCAGGGCAUUCUUGGAAAUUAACGGCAAGCAUCUUCAUAGCUUAAAAUUCGGCCUCACUACGAAUAUAUAUACAGAAAUUCUUCAAGAUAUUAGUAGAUAUUGCCCAAAACUCUCAAAUCUGGAAAUUAAUAGGAUCUACGAUGGUGUUAAUUACCUUAUAGAAUUGUUGAAAUCGCCCUUACCUUUAGAAAAAUUAAUAAUUGAGUAUAAUAAAACGAAACUUCAUCGUGCAGAUGGAAUUUUACCACCAUUACGAGAAUUAUUUGCUCUCAAGAAAUUAUCGCAUUUCGAAAUUGGUUGGAUCUUUUCAGCGGAAAGCUUAUCAGCUCUUUUAGAAAAUUGGGACGCUCCGAUUAUCCAAUUUUCUUAUUGUUGUGAGGAGGAUAUCGAAUUACACAACGAAGUUUUAUACCGUUAUGCAGAAUCACAAAAGGAUAAAAGAAAUAUUAAAGACUUUGAUGUGAUAACUUCUUCAUACCAACGUAAUGAUAUUAAGGCUCGUAGG